CCAUUAACCGCGAUCCCAUUAACAGCGACCCCACUCCCCUAAUCCACGAUCCCAUUAACCGUGAUUCCAUUAACAGCAACCCCACUCCCCUAAUCUGCGAUCCCAUUAACCGUGAUCCCAUUAACCGUGAUCCCAUUAACAGCCCCACUCCCCUAAUCCGCGAUCCAAUUAACCGCGAUCCCAUUAACAGCAGCCCCACUCCCCUAAUCCGCGAUCCCAUUAACCGCGAUCCCAUUAACCGCGAUCCCAUUAACAGCAACCCCACUCCCCUAAUCCGCGAUCCCAUUAACCGCGAUCCCUUUGAAGAGAACUAAAUUCGUAUUGUGGCCACGCGCAUCCACGAUGUCCACAUCUCCUCUCUUCCCACGUUGAGUCCAUCGUGACACUGGACUCCAUCAUCAUCAGCAGGACGAACCGUGACCCCCCCCUCACCAGCAUUCCACGCAUCUCGAUUCCCUGCCACUCAGUCUCGAUCCCGUUAUCUGCACACCCAUCAUCUUCGCCGAUUGGUGACCCCCCCCCCGUGUAUCCGCUCUCCGUGUCCGCACUCACCGCUUCUGCCCAUGGAGCCUCUGUCUGUGCAGCAGGAGAUGCAGGAGAAGGCCGAGGCACCUGCUACCGUGGAAUUCGAGUCCCGGGGCUCUGCAGUGGUGGCUUCAGGCCCUUUGCCGUGCGAUUUCGCGGUGGCGCGGGCCGAGCUGAUGGCAUGCGGCGAGUGCCGCAAGGAGUUUGCGAACAAGCGCUCGCUGCGUGCCCACGCCAAGCGAAUGCACGCGACCCAGCGGCCCUACCCGUGCCAGGUGUGCGGCAAGGGCUUCAUGAAGCCCUCCACGCUCAGGGAGCACGAGCAGACGCACUCGGGCGUGCGCCCCUUCGCCUGCGAGCUCUGCGGCCUCCGCUUCCUGCUCAAGCACCACCUCGGGGCGCACGCGGCCACGCACGCGGCCGCCCGCCCGCACGUCUGCGCCGCCUGCGGCCUGGCCUUCGCGCUGGCCGCCGGCCUGCGCAAGCACCGGCGCGUGCACACGGGCGAGCGCCCGCACGCCUGCGAGCUGUGCGACCGGCGCUUCGCCCUCGCCGGCACCCUGCGCGCGCACCGGCGGACGCACGCCGACGGCGCCGCCCCCGCCUCCGUUUCGCCGGAAAAACUCCACAUGUGCGAGGAGUGCGGCAAGUUGUUCGCCGACGCGGGGCGCCUGCGGCAGCACCGGCGCGUGCACACCGGGGAGAAGCCGUUCGAGUGCGCCGAGUGCGGGCGCCGGUUUUCCCGACAGGCCUACCUCCGCAGGCACCGGCCUACGCACGCCGUCGCCGCCCCCCCCCCCACGCCGCCGGCGCCGCCGCCGCCGUGCGGGGCCUGCGCCGCUUUGCCCGACCCGCGCCCUCCCUGCCGGCACGGCCGCGCGAGGGAGCGCCGGCACGCCUGCGAGCGGUGCGGAGAGCGCUUCUUCCUGCCGCACCACCUGCGGGCGCACCGGCGCGUGCACACCGGGGAGAAGCCGCACGAGUGCGAACGCUGCGGCCGCCGCUUCUCCGGCCGCCACCACCUGGACGCUCACCGGCGCACACACACUGGCGAGCGGCCUCACAUCUGCACCGAGUGCGGUCGGGCGUUCGCGCAGCCCGCCGGUCUCGCCAAGCACCGGCGCGCGCACGCCGGGGAGAAGCCGUUCGAGUGCGCCGAGUGCCGGCGCCGGUUCGCCAGCCGGCACCACCUGGCGGAGCACGCGCUCACGCACGCCGGCGGGAAGCCGUUCGCGUGCGCCGACUGCGGGAACGUGUACGCACAGAGCAGCGGCCUCCGCAAACACCGGCGCCAGCACUUGGCCGGCGGCGUCGGCACGCGGCCGUUUCUGUGCGACGAGUGCGGCUUGGCGUUCGGCAGGCGCGCCGCCCUCCUGCGCCACCAGGAGGGACACCGCCACGGAGACGCGGGGAAGGCGCCGGCGGGCACGGUGGCGCUGGAGGCCGUGGGAGAUGUUCUCGACGGCGGUCCCGGCGAUACGCGGCCGUGAAUCGGCGGACGUCGGGGUCGUGGGGAGAGUCGGGUUCUGGUGGGGUUGGGGAAUUUUGCAGAGAUUGGGUUGUGUGGUGUUGGACUCUGAAGCUGCGUGGCUGUGUAGUAGCCCUUCGACGGCAAGUACCACGAUGGGCUCACUGCUGUCAUGGAUCAAAACUUCGAUGAAAAGCUUUCGUGACUACAGGGAUUCAUAUUCUUGGUUCUUUCGGUAAAGUCAUGUAGAAGGAAAAUAAUAAAAUAAUACAAAUAUAAAAACAAUAAAAAUUCUCACGACAUUUCGACUGAAACACAAGCAAUCGUCAUCAGCUGUGAAAUACACAGCCACUUUUUUCAAAAUUUCUUGCUGUGGAUUUCACACCUGAUGAUGAUUGCUUGUGUUGCAGUCGAAACGUGAGAAUUUUUAUUUUUUUAAUAUUUAUUUUAUUUUAUUAUUUCCCUUCUACGUGACUUUACCGAAAGAACCAAUCAAAACUUGUUUUCCAUAUUCUUAGGCUUUUUCGGUAAAGUCACGUAGGUAAAACAUUUUAAUUCAUAAAAAUAAAAUAAAAAUCACGACGUUUCGGAGGCAACACAAGCUUCCGUCUUCAGGUGGAAGUCACCUACGUGACUUUACCGAAAAAACUUAAGAAUAUUAAUCCUUGCAGUCACGAAAGCUUCAAAUCUAGAAUUGUUUUCCAUACCCAUCAUUAACACUGCCUUGUAUCAUGAAUGUGGGUGGAGGAGGAGUCUGUGCCACAGUCGUUAGCGCAUUGCUUUGUAAACACGGCGAUCUGCAUUAGAUUCCCGGACACGGCUAACAUCAAAGUACUGGGCAAACUCCUGCUUGUUCAUACUGCAGCUGCUAGAGUUCUUACACCACAUACACCAUUCCAUGAGCACAUUGCACCAGCCCUCCUAUAUCCAUUGGCUACAAGUCAAAAUCCGAGUGGAUUUAAAGGUAUUGCUAUUAACCGACAAGGCUUUAAAAGGGCUCACCACACAUCACUUGCAGGAACUAUUACAUUUAUAUAUUCCAUCAAGGUCCUUAAUCUCUUCUGAUCUCCAGCUGAUCAGUGUUCCCAUGUCUACAGGUUGAGCUCUUUGGGCGAUCGGUGCUUUUGUUAGCGUGGCAGCAAGCCACGGAACGCCUCGCCGCUUGAAAUCAGGGCUAUCAGAGUCGGUAGAUAUAUUUCAGUCUGCUUGAAAACCGCAUCUCUUUCAAGUGGCCCUUCCCUCUUUAGUGUGGUCGGUUGCCCAGGAUCUCUUUUUUUUUCCUGCCUUUCAUGUAUUGCACAUUGAGAUCCUAGGAUGGAAUGCCCAUGAAACAUUUUAAUUCUUAUUAUCAGUGGCAAGCGAUAUCUGUACCGGUCCUGGCCGCCCCUUCAUAACCCGCAAUCGACUAGCGUGGUGAAAUAUAUAUUUUAAAAUUGUAUUCUCACCAAUGCAUUCAAAGAUGUUUUUCAUUAGUUUUGAGUGUUCUAGCCACGGGCACGUUCCCUCCCUUGGGCUGCCCUUUCCAUGGUGCGUCUCGACCACCGGACAUCGUCGGAGCCAGUGCGCAGCAGCGGGAUGCUGGCCAGGCCAUGAGAGAUGACGCAGCUUUGGGGACCACUUAAUCCGACGGUGGAUAAGAUCAUGGCUGAUGAUGGUGAUAAACACAUUCCUCCUGCGGAGGGAGCUGGUAGGAACGUUGGGUUGCUCGGUCAGUGGCCAGGGUCAAAGGCGGCAUGGUGUAUUUCCGCAAAUAUGGCCGACUGUGAGGGCGGGCACAAGCCGGCGUGAGGAGGUUAAACGUUGAGUUUUAUAAGGGCACCACGGGGUGACCAGCCCCUCUCCACCCAGCCCCACCCCUCCCACCCCCCCACCCAGCCCCACCCUCCCCACCCAGCCCCACCCUCCCUACCCAGCCCCUCCCUGCACGACGGACGGACACAAUAAUCCCCUGUGGGCUGGUGGAACCAGUGGGUUCCUACCAGUAUGAAUCCCCUUUGUAAUAAAGAUCAGUGUUGUUGUGUACAUU
This is a messenger RNA of Lethenteron reissneri (Far Eastern brook lamprey), 4019 nucleotides long. RefSeq names its product zinc finger protein 883-like. NCBI's taxonomy places the organism in Eukaryota, Metazoa, Chordata, Hyperoartia, Petromyzontiformes, Petromyzontidae. The record is from RefSeq and is a predicted model, not a curated record. Gene Ontology annotation, biological process: regulation of transcription by RNA polymerase II. Gene Ontology annotation, molecular function: DNA-binding transcription activator activity, RNA polymerase II-specific; RNA polymerase II cis-regulatory region sequence-specific DNA binding. Gene Ontology annotation, cellular component: nucleus.